Drosophila mauritiana is the source of this 4416-nucleotide messenger RNA. RefSeq lists its product as uncharacterized. NCBI's taxonomy places the organism in Eukaryota, Metazoa, Arthropoda, Insecta, Diptera, Drosophilidae. Gene Ontology annotation, molecular function: zinc ion binding; nucleic acid binding. The record is from RefSeq and is a predicted model, not a curated record.
GCAGCGUUGCAUAAAUUCAUCGCCGUCAGCGAUGCGUAAGCCUUUUCGAAGCGAAGAUCAACACUCCUGAUCAAGCCUCUCCGUCCCUACACACGUUACAAGUCCGUCUGCAACAGGUGCGAGCCUUAUGGGACAAAGUGGAAAGAGAAAGGAUCCCUCGACACAAUGCCUAUUCUCCAGGCCAAAUAUGACUACUGCUACUCAGUAUACGAGUCAUGUGCAGCACAAAUCGGCGAAACAAUCGACAGAGCAACGCCUCAAGUCGCGCAAGCACCCUCUCAGCCGCUAAUUGCGUCCGGCUGCCGCUUACCUCCAUGCGACACGGAAGUCUUCGAUGGCGACUACCUCCGAUGGCCCACUUUCCGGGACCUAUUCACGGCAAUUUACGUAAACAACCCCAGGUUGACUCCGGUCGAGAAGCUAUUCCACCUCCUUACCAAAACAAGUGGCGAAGCAAAAGCCAUCGUGGCGAAAUCUCCUCUCACGAAUGAUGGUUUUGCUUCGGCUUGGGAGGCGCUUCGAGAUCGGUUCCAAAAUAAGCGACUUUUAGUCAACAGCCAGCUCAAGCUUCUUUUUAACUUGAGUUCAAUUUCGCAAGAAUCUGGUCAUGCUUUAAAAGAGCUACAAUCCACGAUUCAGGGGUGUUUAACAGCACUGGCGCAUUCCCAGGUAUCCACAGAAAACUGGGAUUGUCUCUUGGUUUUCCUUUGCGCGAGCAAACUGCCCAAGCAGACCCUGUCCUUAUGGGAACAGUCGCUAACGGCCAAAUCCGAAAUCCCAGCUUGGGAAGAAAUGAAUGCCUUCCUGAGCGAAAGGUAUCGGACAUUGGAAGCCAUCGAAGAUAUGAAACCGACUCAGGCGGUUCCAAAAAGGCUUCAAUCCUUCGAGACAAAGGUCAGCACCAAACAGAAAGGGUGUGACUUAUGUUCUAAGGAGAACCAUCCGGUACGAUUGUGCCCGCGUUUUCUUCAAAUGUCUGUUGACUCGCGCUCCGGGUAUAUCAAAAAGAAGCAGCUAUGUCUGAAUUGUUUUGCCAGAGGUCAUCAGCUACGUGACUGCACAAGCACGCACAGCUGCUUUACAUGUAAGGGCAGGCACCAUACGCUGCUGCAUCGCAGCCCCCCAAAUUCCGAAAAUGCGAGUUCCUCAACCUCGCCCCCUACACAGCAACUUCCGAGACACUCUAGCAGAAAUGCAUCGGCAAGCACCUCAGCGGUGCAAACUUUCUUCGCGUCCGGCACUUCAGCCGUCCUACUGAGCACAGCGAUGAUUGACGUGUGCCAUUUGGGGACGAACUACCGAGCCCGAGCCUUAAUCGACUCGGGAUCCGAGGCGACGUUCAUUUCAGAACGCCUGUUCAACCUCAUCAAGUUGCCAUUCCGCAACACCCAGACCCAAGUCUCCGGGUUAAAUCAUUCGGUCUCCGCGAAAUCCUCGAAGCUGUGUCACUUCGGGAUUCGCGUUCCUACUAAGCCAGGUCUACAGUUAGACACUGAAGCGUACGUCCUUCCGGAGCUCUCAGGCAAACUGCCCUCCUAUCCGAUCCCUCGGAAUUCUUUGAAGGACCUGCCCGCACUCCGCUGGGCAGAUCCUACCUUUUUUGAGAGCUCUCAAAUUGAUGUACUGAUCGGGGCUGACAUUCUACCAUCCAUAAUGAUGGAUGGCACCCGACAAAAUAUUUGCGGCUCGCUCCUGGGCCAAGAAACUAUUUUCGGGUGGGUGCUAACGGGGCCGAUUUCCAAGGGUAAGCCGAAACGGGUCGCAUCCUUCACGACCCAGGUGCACCAAACAGGCGACCCUGAUUCGCUCGACACGCUUCUCAGCAAGUUCUGGGAGGUGGAGGAUCUACCAGUAAAGAUGGUAAAAGAGUCGGACUCCUAUUGUGAAAGGAACUUCCUCCAAACAACAACAAAAGACGCAAGCGGGAGGUACGUGGUGACGCUCCCGUUCCGGGAUCCCGAGAAUACCGGAUCCGAUUUAGGAUAUUCAAGGUCCAUUGCGCUAGCUCAGUUUCUGAGAAACGAAAAUCGUUUAAAAAGAGACUUUCCAUUAAAAGAGCAAUAUGACAGCGUGAUCCAGGAGUACCUGGAUCUGGGUCAUAUGAAAGAAGUUCCGCCGACUCACAAUUCUCCCUCGUAUCAUCUUCCUCAUCACGCGGUAGUUAAGCCCGAAAGCACCACUACAAAGCUUCGCGUUGUAUUCAACGCUUCAAGUCCGUCGGCAAAUGGGACCAGCUUAAAUGAUAUUCUUCAUGCUGGUCCAGUCCUACAAUCCGAUCUAACGAUCCAGGUCCUGAAAUGGCGUUAUUUUCAAUACGUCUUCAGUGCAGACAUUACGAAAAUGUAUCGUCAGAUCUGGGUCGAUCCAAAACAUACCCCGUUUCAAAGAAUUCUGUUCCGAAACAAGGAAGGAGAUAUCCGAGACUUCGAAUUAAAAACAGUUACCUUCGGGGUCAACUGCGCCCCCUUCCUCGCCAUUCGAGUCUUGCAACAGCUGGCAGAGGAUAUCCAAGUGCCAUUUCCAAAUGCCAGCCGCAUCAUCCAGCAGCACAUGUACGUCGACGACGUUCUGGCAGGGGCGAAUUCCGUAAUCGAAGCCCAAAGUUCAAUUCGAGAGUUGCAAGCAGCCCUAAGUGCCUCCGGGUUUCCGCUAAGAAAGUGGACCUCGAACAACAAAAGCCGAGAAGUUUUGUCCCAAAUCGCUAGGUUGUUCGAUCCUGCCGGGUGGCUCGCGCCGUUCAUAAUCCGUUCAAAAAUGUUCAUGCAGGAGAUUUGGUUGCAAAACUUAGGCUGGGACGAUAAGCUUCCCACUGAAAUGUGUCAGCGGUGGCAAUCGUUUUUAGACGAGUACUCCGACCUCAACCAGAUCCGCGUUCCGAGAUGGAUCUGGUACCAGCCUGAGGUAAUCAUAGAGCACCACGGGUUCUGUGACGCGUCUCAGAGAGCCUAUGGAGCGGCUAUAUACAUCCGCGUCGAGAUGGGGCAAAAGAUCCUGACUCGCCUGCUUACAGCCAAAACACGAGUGGCCCCGGUAAAAACCGUCUCCCUUCCUCGGCUAGAGCUCUGUGGUGCCGUGCUGUUAACCGAAAUGGUGACCACAAUUCUUCCGCACAUGCCCUCCGCCAGUUCAGAUAUCCGCUGCUGGACAGAUUCCACAAUCGUCUUAGCCUGGCUACGAAAGCCUGCGUGCAACUGGACCACAUUUGUGGCCAACAGAGUUGCCAAGAUCACGCAGGCGACGCCAGUCGACUGUUGGGCACACGUUCGCUCAGAACAAAACUCCGCCGAUCUAGCCAGUCGAGGCGUAUCCCUACAUGAAUUGGCAGAAAACCAUCUCUGGUGGCACGGACCAGAGUGGCUGCAAGGGCCACGAGAGCUAUGGCCAGCACAAAGCGACACUCUUCCAGUGACAGAGCUAGAGCAGCGCGCGGUCAAAGUGCAUUUUGUCAAGGGCCCGUCCAUCGACUUUCUUGAACGUUUCUCCAAAUUGGACAAGGCCCUGCGAGUUCUGGUCUAUGUUCAACGCUUCCUUAAACGCUGCCGCAAAGGUUCGUUCUUGCCCAGUUCACGACCUACCAGUAAAGAGAUCCGAGAGGCAGAACGAACUCUGACCUCCAUUGCGCAGCGCAGAGCAUAUGGCCAAGAGCUUCAGCAUCUGACCGAGAAAAGGCCUCUUCCAGUGUCAAGUCCUUUGGUGAAUUUGUUCCCGUUCAUUGACCAACACGGCCUUUUAAGGGCGUGCGGCCGUCUCACUGCAUCCCAAACCCUGCAAUAUGAUGAACGUCAUCCGAUUCUUCUCCCCUAUGACUGUAGACUGUCGCGCCUCAUCGUCCAAUUUACUCACCAAAUUACUCUUCAUGGCGGUAGUCAAUUGAUCGUACGCCUGAUCCGAACAAAGUAUUGGAUUCCUAAAAUCAAGAAUCUGGUGAAGGCUGUGGUCAAUCCGUGUAAGAUUUGCACGAUUUACAAGAAGAGGCUCCAAACACAGCUGAUGGGCGACUUCCCGACAGAUAGAGUCUCCUUUUCAAGGGCGUUCACCUACACGGGUAUCGACUAUGCCGGCCCUUUCGAAAUAAAAAAUUAUACAGGGAGAGCGUGUCUCAUAACGAAGGGAUAUGUUUGUGUGUUUGUGUGCUUUUCCACGAAGGCUAUCCAUUUGGAACCCACUUCCGAUCUAACAACCAAGAAAUUUCUAGCGGCCUUUGCUCGUUUCGUAGCGAGGCGCGGUUGUCCUCAGCGGGUCCAUUCGGAUAAUGGUAAAACCUUUGUGGGGGCGGCAACUUUGAUUUCCAGGGACUUUCUCCAAGCUAUCAAAGAGUCCGUGACUGAUGCAUAUAGCCAUCAGGGACUCGUAUGGCGGUUCAUCACCAGGGGCUCCACAUAUGGGGGGUUUGUGGGAAGCAGGGGUGAAAAGCUU